AUGAGUGAAAAUAUGGCUAAGAACGAUUUAGUAAAGUUACUUAGAGAAGAGAAAUGGGCAGAACUUUUAGUGGAAAAAUUAGAAUUUGAAUUAAAUUUUUGUCGUGAGCCGGAAUUUACCACUUUGUCAGAUAAAAAUGAUGAAACUUUUACCCUUUCAACUUAUUUGAAUAAAUUAAAAGAGAGAUUAGAAGUUUUGAUUGAGAUAAAAAGCAAAUAUGGAAGGGUUAAAGAAACCAAAACUUUUGCCGCCAGAUUUGAAGAACGAUUAACCGCCUUCUACAAGCAAGCCAGAGCGAGAUUUUUAAGAAAUAAUGAUACUUUUCAACUUGAAAUUUUAUUCACAAAUUUUACAGCAGAAUUAGAUGAUUUUUUAAACAGAAUAAAUUUAGAGCACGAGACAGUAAAAUUUCUACGUGCGGCCUUAGUGGACUUUGCGCAGCAGUUGGCCAAUGCUGGUAGUCCCGAUGAUUUUCAGAACCUUUUCGCCGAAUUU
Ambispora leptoticha is the source of this 495-nucleotide messenger RNA. NCBI's taxonomy places the organism in Eukaryota, Fungi, Glomeromycota, Glomeromycetes, Archaeosporales, Ambisporaceae. The record is from the annotation of a GenBank genome assembly.